AAUCACACAACAGAUAUCCAUACAACACAAGAAUACAGUCGUACAACGUACGUAUACGUAUACACAGCGAGCUCAAGUCCACACAUGCACGCAGUAGUCAACGGGACAUCAAGUCUCGACAAUUCAGUAUAUCCAAAAAGACAAAAAGAUAAACGCAGGCAAAACUGUGAAGACGAAAGCGAGCAAGAAAGGUAGUUAAAAGAAAACCGAAACGCAAGGAAGCGAAAGCGAAACGGUAUAGACGAGCAAGUAGGUACUAUUGUUACACGGCGAGAGCGAGAACGAGCACCAAAAGCGCAAAUGCUAGAAACAAGCAACAAUCGCUUGCGAAAGGAAAGCAGGAAAAAGCUUGAGCAACUUUAGUUAUCGACGCUCGACUUUUUGGUACAGGAUAAAAGUACAGUUUGUCCAGAACGCUCGUCCAAGCGAGUCGAAAGAAAUCCAGAUAAUGACUGUGUCGACGGGUAGAUAAAAAAAAUUCCGCGAUGUAGAGAAGAAAAUUUGAAGGAGAGUGUGUACAGGCUGCUGCAUAAAAUAAAUAAUUCAGGUCGCAUGAACCUGGCUUAAGGACGGUGGCAGCAGCAAGUCAUGUUUAACGAGCGUGAGUGGUCAUGAAACGAAGAUAAAGGAGAAAUUGACUGUUGGGAAUGUAUCCCAGCCCGUCCAGAGGUAGUGCGCAUGGCGCGUGUUGUGGUAGAGUUUAAAACGGUGGAUGAGAGUAGUGUCUCCCAAAGUUGAAAGCGCUGGAAGGUUUGAGUAGAUGAAUCCACAAGAGGUAUUGAAACGCCGCUACUGGUUGGAAAAAUAAAACGUCAAUGAGUGUCGCGAUUGAGAUCAAUGAGAUACCGCGUUGGAAGCAAGUAUGUAGGCGAGAUGGGGCGGGGCGGGAUAAAAACAAGAAAGGAAUGUGUGAUAGCCCUGGAAGCGAGAUUUGGAGACAGAAGGAAUGGCUGGGUGGUUGAGGGUGGUUGGUGGGUGUGGGUUGGGUAGCGGAGAGUUAGAACUAUGGAGACGAGCGGCGUGUCAGGUAGGGCGCGAUCACCAGGGAGGGUUAAUAUCCUGGAAAUUUGAGAGGCGGAAGCGGGGGACGGUGGAAUUCCACAGUGGGAGGUUGGGAAAGCAGGAAAUGGAAAGAAGAAAAGCGAAGAACGACACCAACAUCAACGCUGCAAAACGAACAAGCAUAUGGAAAGAGAAAGAAGGAGAACUAGAAGUACAUAAACAUCGUAACAAAAAAAAAACGGUCUGGAAAGAGAGAAAAAAAAUCAGAGCAUCAUCACUAUCAUCGAUCAACCUACACGAAAAAAGCACUGAGAAAUAG
Serpula lacrymans var. lacrymans S7.9 is the source of this 1321-nucleotide messenger RNA. RefSeq lists its product as uncharacterized. Bases 947 to 1321 code for a protein of 124 amino acids. The transcript has 2 exons. Lineage: Eukaryota; Fungi; Basidiomycota; Agaricomycetes; Boletales; Serpulaceae. The record is from RefSeq and is a predicted model, not a curated record.